GAUUCUUGGUGCAGCUGCGGACGGUCGCCAACCAAGCAAAAGCGAAUGGAAUCCUCGGGUCCGUCCGGCCACGCAAGCGGCGGCACCACCAUUCAUCUACGAAUCCAUGGGAGGAGAUUGGAGUGGGGCCAGCUAACGGAUCGGAGUCGGAGUCCUUCUUGUGCUUCUCCUGCUCUGCUGGUGCCGCUGCCAUGGGUUUCCCCAGCACCCCCAACCUGAAGCUGGAGCCUCGCCCUCGCACGCGGAGGCUCCUGCGCUGCGCCCUCAGCUCUGAGCCUGUGCCUCCCAUGACUGUUUCCAUCACUGGAGCCACAGGUUUCAUUGGACGCAGAUUGGUUCACAAGCUUCUAUCGGAUGAUCACAAGGUUUGCAUCUUAACAAGGUCUGCCUCCAAGGCUGCGUCAGUUUUUCCUGCUUCCACCUAUCCUGGACUCACAAUAGCCCAGCAAGGGGAUUGGGAGGCAUGCGUCAGAGGCUCCACUGCUGUUGUCAACCUGGCAGGCAUGCCCAUAAGCACUAGAUGGUCACCCGAGAUUAAGCAGGAAAUCAAACAGAGCCGGGUCAAUGUUACAUCAAAGGUGGUGAAGUACAUCAACCAUGCUGGAAACGCUGAUACUCGACCCUCAGUGUUUGUGAGCGCAACAGCCAUUGGCUAUUAUGGUACCAGCGAAAUCCAUAGCUUUGAUGAAUCAAGUCCCUCGGGCAAUGACUACCUAGCUGAGGUGUGCAGAGAAUGGGAGGCCACGGCAUGCCAAGUAAACCAGGAGGAUGUUAGGCUUGUACUUCUCCGGAUUGGGGUUGUUCUUGGCAAGGACGGCGGUGCUCUAGCAAAGAUGAUACCCCUUUUUAUGAUGUUUGCUGGUGGUCCUCUGGGGACGGGACGCCAAUGGUUUUCUUGGAUUCAUCUGGAUGACCUAGUCAACCUCAUCUAUGAAUCUCUAACGAACCCUACAUACAAAGGUGUAAUCAAUGGAACUGCACCUAAUCCUGUGCGUUUGUCUGAGCUAUGCGAACGUCUGGGGCGAAUCGUUGGGCGGCCCUCUUGGUUGCCCGUGCCGGGAUUUGCGCUCAAAGCGGUGCUAGGAGAAGGCGCUUCUGUGGAAUUGUUCACAAUGGCCCGCGUGUAUGUUGGCAACUUGGAUUCAUGGGUGACUUCUGGGGAACUCGAAGAUGAGUUUCGUGUGUUUGGAGUUCUGCGAAGGUAAGAAUGGAUGGAGAGUUGAACUAUCUCGUAAUUCCAGUGGUCGUGGUGGUCGUGAUCGGUAUGGUGGAUCUGAGUCAAAGUGCUAUGAAUGUGGUGAGACUGGACACUUUGCACGUGAAUGUCGUCUGCGCAUUGCCUCUGGAGGUCUAGGCAGUGGAAGACGGCGCAGUCGCAGCAGGAGCAGGAGCCGCAGCGGCAGCGCUAGAUACCGCAGGAGCAGGAGCCGCAACCGCAUAUCAGUAGAUGAAGCACAUGCUUUCAUAUAUAUGAACAUCUUCUUAACCAUGUUCUUUUUCUUUCUUUUUAGCUGUCAUGCAAACCAAUGGGUUUGAUUAUUUUGCAAGAGUACAGUUCAGUGUAUCGUUCUCUAAUUGUUAUAUGUUGAAUCUGAGAUUAUGGCUAA
Zea mays is the source of this 1607-nucleotide messenger RNA. RefSeq lists its product as uncharacterized. The transcript has 13 exons. Lineage: Eukaryota; Viridiplantae; Streptophyta; Magnoliopsida; Poales; Poaceae. The record is from RefSeq and is a predicted model, not a curated record. Bases 192 to 1205 code for a protein of 337 amino acids.